AUGCAUUUCUCGACAGCCGUCGUUGCCUCCGUGGCCACCCUGGCCCCUCUCGCAAGCGCUCUUGGCAAUGCUAUCGUGACCAACAACUGCGACUUCCCUGUCUAUGUCUGGUCUGUUGGGGGCAGUGUCGGCCCCAAGCAUACCCUUCAACAAGGCGAGAAGUAUACCGAGGCACUGCGCCAUGACGAUACCUCUGGAGGUGUUUCGUUGAAGAUCACCACUGUCGACGAUGGUCUGUUCAACGGCAGCCCUCAGACCAACUUCGCCUAUAGCUUGGAUCCCGGCACUGUCUGGUAUGACCUGUCAGAUGUAUUCGGUGACCCCUUCUCUGGCAACCCGAUUGUUGUCCGCCCCACCGACUCUUCGUGCCCGAACCUCUGCUGGGCGCAAGGAGUCAACCCUGGCGGCAGCCAGACCAAGAAUUGCAACUCAGACGCCAGUGUCAACUUGAACCUGUGUGCCGCACAAUGUUAA
This is a messenger RNA of Penicillium olsonii, 474 nucleotides long. The record is from the annotation of a GenBank genome assembly. NCBI's taxonomy places the organism in Eukaryota, Fungi, Ascomycota, Eurotiomycetes, Eurotiales, Aspergillaceae.